Fomitopsis serialis is the source of this 1106-nucleotide messenger RNA. RefSeq lists its product as uncharacterized. NCBI's taxonomy places the organism in Eukaryota, Fungi, Basidiomycota, Agaricomycetes, Polyporales, Fomitopsidaceae. The transcript has 4 exons. The coding region runs from base 106 to 771 and encodes 221 amino acids. The record is from RefSeq and is a predicted model, not a curated record.
GCUGGUACGAUUAACGCACGUCUUUGCCUUCGCCUGGCAAUAGGCCUGUCGUGACUGCGACGUCGCAGUAACAUCGUUGUGAUCGAACACUCACCGUCCGUCAGGAUGACCACUUGCUUUGCACGGACUGAUCGUAAUCGAGCCAUCGAACUCCCGACUGGAAACUGUUCAACUGGCACCAUGACGAGCGAAAGCGCCAUAUACUCUUCUUCCUCACAGGGGGGAGAGACAUCCACCGGGAUGGCCGGCGCGAGGAUCUCCCGCAUGCCCAUAGAAAUAUGGGAACGGAUAAUCGACCUUAUGGCGGAAAACGUCAACAGACAUUGGAGCUUGCGAAGGUCUCCUCAGUGGAAGACAUUGAUAUCAUGUGCCUUGACUUGCAAGGCCUUGUACAACCGUGCGAGAUGGCAUCUGCGGGGAAACAUCAUCCUCCGCAAUCGAGCAGACGUAACCUCAUUCUCAAGAUUGCUUCGCACUACGCCGUACCUUCGACAGACGAUGCGAUUCAUCACGAUAUCCGGUGGCUCGGGUGCACUCCCUCUUCCCGUCCCACAUCUCGGAACGUUCGCGAUCAUGCUCGCUCGCUAUCUCCCGAAGAUACAGACCCUCGUCAUCAGCAACGCCAAAUGGGGCGUGGGCUCCGUUCGACAGAAGGACAUCGUGCACCUAGCUGCAUUCCACGCCAUCGAGGAGCUGACGCUGGAUUAUGUUUGCUUCGCGACGGUGUCGCAGUUCUCGCAGCUGAUAUCCGCCCUGCCGAACCUGCAGUAACUUUUCUGCACCGACAUUGACUGCGAUUGCAAUCCGGGGGAGCAACCGCCGCUACUCCCGCUGAACCGCUCGCGUCUCCGUGAUAUCUCCCUAUCGGGCGACAUACAUCCCGCCAUCCAUGAUUUUCUGUUUCGCAUUGGCAAAACGGCAGAGCUGCUGGCUCUGAGCAUAACAUAUCCUUAGGCAUGAUCAGGAUUCGGGAGUUACUGGAUGCAUGCGCGCUCUCGCUGCAGUAUCUCGGCCUAGGACUGAAAUUCAAUGGCGUCGAAGACCAGUCCCCGGAGAAAAUCAGCGAGCAGAUCGACCUCAGCGGUCUCAACCUAAGCUCUCUGCGG